Messenger RNA from Caenorhabditis sp. 36 PRJEB53466, 954 nucleotides. The record is from the annotation of a GenBank genome assembly. Lineage: Eukaryota; Metazoa; Nematoda; Chromadorea; Rhabditida; Rhabditidae.
AUGUCGACCGUUGCCAAGAGCUACCAUAAAUCCGCUGAUCCGGUCGUGGCUUACACAUCGGAGGUUAGUUAUUUUUGAUGCCAAAAAAGGUGGUGUUUCAAUGCUCUUCUUUUUCGUAUUCUAUAGCCUGACGAGGUCCUCGUUCCAAAGAACACUUUCAAAAUGACCGAGAAAAAUAGAAUUACGAAAUAGAACUGCGCUGGCCAAACAAAAAAGAAGAAGAGAAAACGGGCAGAUCAAACUGUGUGCUGAUGGCGAAAAGAACAAACUAACUUUCUUUCAGCACACAACAGUCCAAUCGCCGCUGCAAGUAGAGCUCCAGAAGGAGACACUCGCCAAUGCUCCGCACGCCGGUAUGCUCGGAGCCCCCGAGGUGCUCACCUUCGGCCAGAACUUUAUCCGCUCUUUCGGCGGAAAGCGCGCACUCGACGUCGGCACGUUCACCGGAGCUUCGGCUCUUGCUUGGGCGCUCGCAGUGCCGGAGGACGGUGAGGUCUUCACUUUUGACAUCGAUCACACCAAUUACCGCAAGUACGGCGUGCCAAUUCUCUCCAAGUGCGAGAAGACGUUCAAAAAGAUUCACGCCGUCGAGGGACCGGCUGUCGAGAGUCUGGACAAACUGAUCGCCGAUGGUCAAGCUGGAACCUUCGACUUCGCCUUCAUCGACGCCGACAAGACCAACUACAGCAACUACUACGAUAGAGUGGUCACUCUUCUCCGCAAGGGAGGCGUUAUCUUUGUUGACAACGUAAGAAACUUUCAGGUGCACUUUUGUUUUCACUUUUCGAAUAAUUUCAGAGUCUGUGGCACGGAGCGGUCUGCGAGCCAUCCAGGAGAACUGAUCCCACCUGCAUUGCCAUUCACGAGAUGAACGACAAAAUCUACCAGGACGACCGUACCUAUUCGGCGCUUCUGAACCUCGGAGACGGAACUCACGUCGCUUUCAAGAAGUAA